GUUGAAUUUUAUACAAAAUAUUUUCCGGGAAAUGAAGCCACAAGCUGAAGAAAAGAAAGAGACUGUGUACCCUCUCAGAGUGAAGAGAUUAGUCGAAAAUGCCAUUGUUCCAAAGAAGGCUAAUGAAUAUGCAGCUGGAUAUGAUCUCUACAGCAGCAAUGCUGAAGAUAUUACUAUUGAGCCACAAGGCAAAGCUCUGAUCCCAACAGGAUGCUCAUUCUCUAUUCCUCACGGAAAUUAUGGAAGAAUUGCACCAAGAUCAGGCCUUGCCUGGAAGAAGCACCUUGAUGUAGGAGCUGGAGUCAUUGAUUCAGAUUACAGAGGUGAGGUUAGAGUCGUCAUCUUCAAUCUCUCCCAGAACGAAUAUGUAGUGACUCCAGGAGAGAGAAUCGCUCAAAUGAUUAUUGAGAAGGUCGUUCCCACCGAAAUCGAAGAGGUAGAUGAUCUCGAAGUUACAGAGAGAGGAGCCGGAGGCUUCGGAUCCACUGGAGUCAAGCUUAACGAGAUCAACAAUGAUAUUAAUAAGGAGAAUCAAAUAAUUUCAUAAAUCAAGUUUUGAGCAAAACAUGAACUCUGGCAAAGAUUG
This is a messenger RNA of Moneuplotes crassus, 586 nucleotides long. The record is from the annotation of a GenBank genome assembly. NCBI's taxonomy places the organism in Eukaryota, Ciliophora, Spirotrichea, Euplotida, Euplotidae.